CAAUCACGGGCAGCCUCGCGCUCCCCUGGUAGGUCUACUCACCAACCUACUGUCUCACAUUUUGAUAGAUCACUCCGGAGCUAUAAACGCGCAUCAACACAACUCGAUUUUUCCUUGCUACCCGAAGAUGAGAGUGUCCAUCGCGGUGCCCUCUGCAUGCUUUACCUCCUAACUCGGGCUCUAGACCCGCAGCUGGGACGGGAGAGAGAGCAACCUCUCUUUUCUCUCAUCAUCACUAACUUGGUGUUCCAAGGACACGGGGAGCGAGCCGACAGUCGACGACAAUAAUUGUACGGUAUUUGUGUAUCCUUUCUCAUUUAAGCAAACUUCCUCAUCCUGUCUUUCACGCUGGGCACAGAAGCAGAGAGGAGAAGAAGAAGGCUCCGCAUCGCUAUUUCUACCGUGGAAAUACAUUUGGUGGGGUUUUGUGCCCUGUCCGUAUUUGGUGAACCCUGGAUUUAGUGAACAUGGAGACGGUGGAGAAGGAGUGCGGGGCGUUAGGUGGACUAUUCCAGGCGAUUGUCAAUGAUAUGAAGUGUUCAUACCCCGUGUGGGAGGACUUCAGUGCCAAGGCCACCAAACUGCACUCCCAGCUCCGGACCACAGUGCUGGCGGCAGUGGCCUUCCUGGAUGCCUUUCAGAAGGUGGCGGACAUGGCCACCAACACCAGAGGCGCCACCAGAGACAUUGGAUCAGCUCUUACCAGGAUGUGCAUGCGCCAUCGCAGCAUCGAGGCCAAACUGCGCCAUUUCACCAAUGCUCUGAUGGAGAGCUUGAUCACUCCUCUCCAGGACAGGAUUGAGGAUUGGAAGAAGACCGCCAACCAGCUGGACAAGGACCAUGCCAAAGAGUACAAGAGAUCUCGUCAUGAGAUCAAGAAGAAGUCCUCAGACACCAUGAAACUGCAGAAGAAGGCCCGGAAAGGCCGAGGGGACCUGCAGCCCCAGCUGGAUAGUGCCAUGCAUGAUGUGAAUGACAUGUACCUGCUGAUGGAGGAGACAGAGAAGCAGGCGGUGCGCCGCGCUCUGGUGGAGGAGAGGGGACGCUUCUGCACCUUCAUCGGCUUCCUGCAGCCUGUAGUGAAUGGAGAGAUUGCCAUGCUGGGAGAGAUCACUCACCUCCAGGCCAUUAUUGAUGACCUCACUGUGCUCACCAUUGAUCCCCACAAACUGCCCCCCGCCAGCGAGCAGGUGAUUAAAGACCUGAAGGGUUCAGACUACAGCUGGUCCUACCAGACCCCUCCCUCCUCCCCCAGCAGUUCUGGCUCCAGGAAGAGCAGCAUGUGCAGCAGUGUGAACAGCGCCCACAGUAGCGCCUCUCGCUCCUCCGGAGGCUCUCAGACUCACUCACCCAGUUCGUCCUAUCGCUACCGCAGCCUGGCCCAGCCGCCACCAGGGAACGCUCACCGCCUCAGCAGCGUCUCCUCCCACGACUCAGGCUUCAUAUCACAGGACGCCAACGUCUACUCCAAGCCUCCCUCGCCCAUGCCCUCUGACAUCACCAGCCAGAAGUCAUCAAGCUCCGCAUCCUCCGAGGCAUCCGAGACCUGCCAGUCAAUCAGUGAGUGCAGCUCUCCCACAACGUUUGGCUCGUCCUUCGCUACCUUCCGUCCUGCUCUCUCUCACACUGGCUCCAUCAGGCCUCUCUCUGUCAUACUUCCUGCGUCCCCACCCUAUAACUGCUCCCCUGGAUCCAACACUACCUCUCCCACAUCAAAGGUUCCUUGCUGGAAGGAUUGGUCCAAGGCAGGAUCUUAUGAGCAGCCAUUGGCUGCCACGCUUCAGCGGCGGAAGGAGCCCCUGGAUAGGCUGAGGGAGAGCGAGGUAUCCCCGGGCUCCCAGGGAUAUGCUGGUGCUCACCCAGACGAUGUCCAGAGGCCCCGAAUGACCCCCGCCACCAUCGCUGCCAAGCACGGCGAAGAGGUGUCUCCAGCAGCCAGUGACCUGGCCAUGGUCCUGACCCGUGGUCUCAGCAUGGACCAGCAGAAGAGCAACAGGGACUCCCUGCAGUACUCUAGUGGCUACAGCACCCAGACCACCACGCCCUCCUGCUCCGAGGACACUAUCCCCUCUCAGGGGUCGGAUUAUGACUGCUACUCUGUGAAUGGAGAUGCCGAAGGUGAGGCGUCAACUGACUUUGACAAGUCCUCCACCAUCCCCCGCCACAGCAACAUCGGCCAGAACUACCGCCGCAUGAUCCAGACCAAGAGGCCGGCCAGCACCGCUGGUCUGCCCAGUGGGGCCCAGGGCGGAGUGCCUGGAGGGGGAGGGGGCAUUGGGACCCCUGGGACUGCCACCAUCCGCCGAACCCCAUCCACCAAGCCGGGUGUGAGGCGCACCCUGUCCAACGCGGGCCCCAUCCCUAUCCGCCCACCCAUAGUGCCAGUGAAGACACCCACGGUGCCUGAUGCUCCUGGGGGGUACCCCGGGCCUCCGGUACGUGUGGGCAGUGAGGAGUGCGUGUUCUACGUGGCGGAUGACUCCUCCCCCAACACGUUGGAGUAUGUGAAGGCCUCUCCCAAGCGUCUGAGCCUGCCCAACACAGCGUGGGGGUCUGGGGGAGCGAUGGAGAUGAGUGUGUAUGUCCAGCACGGCUCUGAGGAGGACCAGAUGAUAGCCGCUAACCGCCACAGCCUGGUGGAGAAGAUAGGAGAGCUGGUGGCCAGUGCCCAUGCCCUUGGGGAGGGACAGUUCCCCUUCCCCAACCUUCCUGAUGACCCCCCACCUGGCCCGGCCCCCCAGCACGACCCCCAGGCCACCGGGUCAGGCACCGACGUGCUGGUGUCCAUCCGCAGGGGUGUGCGGCUCCGCAAGACCAUCUCCAACGACAGGUCAGCGCCCAGGAUUUUGUGAUGGUCCACAGCGGAGCGGAGGGAGCGCAGCCUGCACCCACCGUGGUGCCCCAACCACUACAUACAGUACUGACACUGUAGUAAAGAAGUGAAUAUGACAACAGAAGAUUACAAAAAAAACAAGUUUUAAUUAGAAGUAAAUGAUAAAUAAUAAUAAUAAUGCUGAUAAUGAAAAAGUAAAGGAUGAAUAAUAAUGACAGGCUCUGGCCACUAUAACUCUGUCGUGUCUGGGCGCAUGUUUGUUUAAUUAGCACCACCAUCACCAUGGGAUCCUCAGACUGUAUAUAGAGACGCUGUCUGGACUGACUGCCGAGUGAGAGACUGUUUAUAGGGACCUGGACUUCCAGCCACCCUCUCCACCUCCUCCCACAACCCCCCCACUCCUCACCCAACCUCUUACCCCCCCAUUCUAGAGUAAAACAGAGGGAAGCAGGUGGCGGAGAGACAGAUGAAAAGUGGGGUCAAUAGGGGGUCCCAUCUCUCCCUUUAGCUCGGGCCACAAGGCUCUGACAAUGCACUGUUAGCUUUAAACCAUGGCUAACCGUGUGUGUGUGUGUGCGCGUGUGUAAGAGGUGGGCAGAGUUCUGCUGCAGGUCAGCCGGUUGUAUUUGAGGGUAGGGCUUCUCUCCUCUGUGUCGUUUGUUGUUACCCUCACACGGGGCACACACUGGCUAAAUCAACGUCGUUUCCACAUAAUUUGAAUGAAAUGACGUUGGACCGACGUGGAAUAGACGUUGAAUUGACGUCUGUGCCCAGUGGACUGUUUUUAUUGUGACAUUUGAUUUCCUGUUCCCACUGUAUGAGAAGCUACAAAAUGAAGCCAGGCGUAUAUAUUUUCUAAAUCCAGAGAGAACAUGUGAAUAAGAAAUGGAGCAAUAAAUGUGUUUUAUUUUCUGCUUGCGGAGUGGAGGAGAAACGGAAGCUGUUAUCUUAGGUUUAGGUUCUCUUUUUUUAACUUGCAGGCAAUCAUCAGGCAUGCUCAAGUACACAUGACAGUGGCUGUCUAACUCUGGCCAUUGUCUUUUCUCGAGUCCUGGCCUGAUGUGUUAAAAAAAAACAGAAAAAUCCUAGAAAACUGAAGCACUUUGAAGGUUAGUUUCUAGUGUGACCACUAGGAGUCAGUGUGGUCACGCUAUGUGAUGAGACGAGGGUGCUGGGGGACUGAGACAGUUGGUUGUCAUGCGGUGUGCUGAGUGCGUGCCACAGACCAGUGAGUGAAGCAGUUCAAUUGGUGAGAGAAUAGGAAGAUCGAAAAAGGAAAUGAUAAAGAAAUGUGGGAAAUGGGAACGGAAGGUUACGCCAUUGGAGGCAUGGUUAUGUACAAUGGGUCCAUGCUGAAAAGGUUGAAUUCCAAAAAAAACUGAUUUCUAAUCUAGAUCAUAACAUUUAUGUAAAGAGGGGGAUGGUAAAGCUGCUGUACUAGUCAUCACCUGUUGUGAGUCUCAAACAUGAGAUCCAUAGCUCAUGUGAACCAUGUGCAGCCUUACUCGGGAGCUGGCUUUGCUAAAGACAUUAGAAUGAAAGUGACUAUAGAGAAACAGUGUGGAUAAUGUAAGGGGUUGCCAGAAGAAGAAGGCGGAUAUUUAUGUUUACAGAGUUCGCUGGAAGAGUUGCUGCAGCGGAGAGAGAUGGAAGGAGCAUUUCACUGCCUGUUCAUACUGUAAGCCCGAGUCGAGAGUCAGACGCACAGGUGGACGUCAAGACUAGAAACUGUAUGAAUAUAUAGUAACCUUUCAGAAAAUUAUGUUGCCAUAUUUUUGCAAUAAUGUUACGCUGUAGUCUUACUUUUGUCAAUGAAAAAAAAAUAAUUCCACAGAACAAUGGAUCACAGUGAUAUAGGAUCUGAGCAGGCAGAGAGAGCAUAUUAUUCUGACCGUUGUACUGUAGGGUAGUGAUGAACUUCAUGGAUGUCUGCCCAAUGCUCCCUAGCAGUGAAUGUUGAUGUCCUCACCUUGACGACAAUGACCAUUACAAAAUGUAUCUCGAUGCUUAUUUUGCUUAAAUAGAGCACUGUUUUAGAAAUGCCUGUGGCUGUUUUAAAGCGAGGGUCUGCUUUGAGAAGAUGAGAGAAACACCUGGUAUUGUAGAAUAUCGCUCAUCUGCUGGAGUGCUGAAAUAGUACUUCCGCAAGGAGCUCUGUAAGAGGGUAUGUGUGGGUGUGACGCGGGGUGGUGGAGGAAGGGGAGAGACCAGCAGUCUGGUGGGCGUGGCCCAGGGUGGAUGUGACCUCCCGUGGCACAGUGCAUUCUCGACCAGAGGAUGCUCAUCCAGAGAAUGUCUGCAAAGCACAGGUCAGAACGAUGUAUAUUUAUAUAUACAUAUAUACAUACAUAUACUGUUUAAGAAGUUGAACACUAAUUGUACAGGUCAAAUUGCUAGAAUUAAAAAAAAAAAGUUUAACUCACUUUACUUCACAUUACUGAAGAAAUGUUUACUGUCUUUUUAACUGUGCAGACUUAACUCUGGCAAUUAUUCUGUUCCAAUUUCUUGUCAUGCUUGAAUUACUCUGCUUCAUUCUGAUUGUGUGUGAUGCUCCUUACCGUUCCCGAGACCCCAACUAUGUAACCAUCACUUCUAUCAGAGCAUUAGAGCGAGAGAAAGACAGGAUGUGGCACAGAGACAGACAGACCGAGUGAGACUGGGCCGUUUGCUAGUGUGUGUGUGUUAGACUGAGAGGACCCCUACAGAGGAACUACAGGGAUGUCAGUCUUGGUUGUCUCUCUGCCUGGGAUGAGGUGACACUCUCCAAGACCCCAUGGUGGAUGACUAGCAGUCACCUCACUCCCUCACACCCCCACAGCUGGGCUGUCUCUGGGUAUGUGAAGGCCUCUCCCUCUUUCCUCACCAUCACUUGCUUCUCGCCAUCCUCACACUGGACAGAGAUGUCAGUUUAACGUCUAGUUUCGAUUUACAUUUGGUUGAGUUGUCAUCUAACAAUAAUUCAACAUUAAAUCUUUUUUUUUUUAAAUUAUGUUAAAAGUUGGGUGCGAAAAAGACGGAUGCCCUGGCGUUGAUGACUUUUUGCACAUCCAAUUAGUUUUCAAAGUUGAUUCAACGUCAACGCAUAGUAUUUUGGGGGGUUGGAAUGACGUGGAAACAACGUUGAUUUAACCAGAUUUUGCCCAGUGGGCUAUCCCCACUUAUACUGUCAAUAAAUGAACGUGUUUCUUUUUAACCUCUUAUCCACCACAACCCCAACUUCUACUAGCAGCUCACUCCAUAGCUUGCAUCAGCAUCAGCUCUUAAGCCAGAGCCAAGCCCAAACUCCUACUAGCAGCUCACUCCAUGCUUGCCUCAGCAUCAGCUCUUAAGCCAGAGCCAAGCGCAAACUCCUACUAGCAGCUCACUCCAUGCUUGCCUCAGCAUCAGCUCUUAAGCCAGAGCCAAACCCAAACUCCUACUAGCAGCUCACUCCAUGCUUGCCUCAGCAUCAGCUCUUAAGCCAGAGCCAAACCCAAACUCCACACAGAGGACUUUGACUGAAACACUUUCCCGCUGGGUGCUAAUGCAAGGACAGGGAAUAACUGUGUCGUCACAAUAAAAUGCUAGUUUCACAUUAGAAGAACAACACUUCCGUGAGAACAUGAUAUGAUGUCUCAUGCUGGCUGGAUUAUAGCUAAUGAAAUCAUUUAAAUUAAACCUUAGCUUCACUCUAAGUGAGUGUUAAUUUGCGAUAAGUGCCCAUGUGACUUCUCUCUCUCUCAAAUCGGGUGAGUUGUUUGUCUGUGUAUCCUGCUGCGCUUACCACGGGUGGUGUGUCCAUAGUGUUAGCGCUGUCGUGAGGGGAAUGGAGCAAAUGGGUUGAUGGGAGUGUUUUAGCAUAAUACACUUCUCUUCAUGUCGAGUGAGGUUUGCACAGUGCUGUGUAGAGAUGCAUUUUUCACUUCCGUGUCUCUGCAAUACAGCCUCGGUCGCAAAUUACACUUAUUUAAAUAGCUUUUUGCAUACUUAUGCAGAUCACUUUCACAAUUUCAAUAAUAGAGAAAAUGUGCUUUCAUUGCCUUGUGAGUUUCACUGUGUGUGAUUUAAUACUCCCCCCGCUAAGCUAUAUAGAAAUAACAAUGGAACUCAUUCAUAAUGUAGGAUACUGGAUAUGUAACAGGAGUCUAUAGGUCUCAUUGGGUCUCCAUGAUGCAUUGCCUAACACAGGUCAACCUGUCCUCCCCUCUUAAUCAUGGAUAAGAGCUUGGUUAAUCAUCCUUAUUACUGUAAUAACAUUAGAAAGUGGAUGACUGUAUGCCUUUAGUCUAGGCUGGUGUUAGUGUCGACCAAUGCGCACAGCCGUUCUGUGACCUUGCAAAUCACUUUAUGCCGUUGUAAGGUGGCCAAACAGCCCAAGCCCCUCUUCCUUUAACUAUCUUAUAAUUCAUAUGUUCAAGCAUAUGUCAGGGCAAAGAUUGAAUCAAGCUGGGUAGCUGUGGGCUGUAGGUCAUGUAUGGAGGUUAUACUGUACGUGGUCUAGGAGUAGUGUGUUUACAUUGUCUACAGGUGUUGCGUUGGUGUGUCUUCGUGCUCAUGAAGUCUACCCUGACGUAUGUUGAGGAUCUCUGACACUGAUGGAGAAACAGACUCUGCCUCGACACAAGGUGGCUACACGCCCACUCUCCCACCCACACACAGCCUGUCCCCGUCUAUUUAAAAAGACCAACAAAGUCACCCCACAACGAUAUCACCAUCCGUUAACUCAACUCUGUCAGCUCCUGAGAUGUAGUCAGGCAGGGAGGUGACGACUCGCGUUUCCAGGUGCCAUGGUAACAGAACUGUUCUCUGUGGUUUCUUCUCUCUUCCUCUUCCCAAAGCCCAAUCCAAUAUUAAAGCUAAACCAAUGCAUCUAUGAACAUGACCCAUGCCACAGUUUUUAUGAAGUCAUUAUUUUCAUUACGGUAUUGUGAAGAGAUAUGUGCGCAUAUGUUUUUUUGUACAAAACCCCCUCCAAUGGAGUCACGUAACGCUACAGGUGCUGUUUUCUGUCUUCUAAUUUCUCUCAUCUUCUCUAAUUUAUUGUGCCCUUUUCUCCAAGGCUGUUUUGCCUCUUUCGCUGAUAAGUUUUUCUUUUUAUAUUAUUCAUCCUUUCAAUUUGGUUUAGUCACUGCUAAUGUAACAAAACGCACUGUGAUGAUUCCUGUAUUAAUAAAAUAUGUACUUAAACUGUG
Oncorhynchus nerka (sockeye salmon) is the source of this 8004-nucleotide messenger RNA. Its product is annotated as protein MTSS 2-like. Gene Ontology annotation, biological process: cell projection assembly; plasma membrane organization. Gene Ontology annotation, cellular component: actin cytoskeleton; cytoplasmic side of plasma membrane. The record is from RefSeq and is a predicted model, not a curated record. Bases 468 to 2852 code for a protein of 794 amino acids. Gene Ontology annotation, molecular function: actin binding; phospholipid binding. The transcript is spliced from 15 exons. Lineage: Eukaryota; Metazoa; Chordata; Actinopteri; Salmoniformes; Salmonidae.